UCCAGUGACCCCUGGAAAAAAUAACCUAGAAGAAGGUGCAGGUGAUUGAGAGAUCUGGAUCAAGUCUCAGAGAUGGACUACCAGCUGAACAGACCGGAUCAGUGUGAGUUUGAGGAAGUGGCCGUUUACUUCUCCGAGGAGGAGUGGGACUAUUUAAAUUAUGAAGAGAAGGAGCUUUACCGGGAUGUGAUGAUGGAGAAUUACCAGACCCUCAGCUCUCUGGGAAGGAUUCACAUGACGCCUUUGAUUAUAUCAGCGAUUGAGCGAGGGGAAGAGCCGUAUGUCAGGAGCCACCUGCAGGAUAGUCUUUUGAAUACUGGCCCAGGUUAGUAAUAAACAUGUAGGUGGUAUUAGGCUCCUUUCUGGGUCAGAGAUCUUGGCUUUUCUUUUUUCCAGGCUUCUCUACCUUCCUGAUCUCUGCAGGGGAACUGAAUUAUUGUGAAACUCUCCAUACAGCUCAGUGUGGUGAGAGUUUGCAGUGUUUAGUUACUCAUUAUGCCCCAGACAGACUCUGUUGUGCUUUGUUCCCAGGUUAAAGGGAGAGACUGUU
Messenger RNA from Pelobates fuscus (common spadefoot toad), 550 nucleotides. Its product is annotated as zinc finger protein 82 homolog. The coding region runs from base 73 to 330 and encodes 85 amino acids. The transcript is spliced from 3 exons. Gene Ontology annotation, biological process: regulation of DNA-templated transcription. Lineage: Eukaryota; Metazoa; Chordata; Amphibia; Anura; Pelobatidae. The record is from RefSeq and is a predicted model, not a curated record.